AUGGAGAAUCAAUGCAUCUAUGGAUGCGCCCAUGGCAUUAUUGGGCUUGACUUCGGUUCAACGUAUUCGGCCGCUGCUAUACUCCUACCAUCAGUCGAUGGCUAUCGUGCCAACGAAAUGAGGUUUGUUGGCAAGUUUCCAACAAGUUUGCAUGUCUUCCAAGCCGACGACGAUUUCGAGCUUCAGUUCGACCCAGUCGACAGCAUCAUACUCACCAAAGACAGACUAUGCUAUCUGAAGGCUCUACUAAUAAAUCAAACCCAGCCGAGAAGCGGUGAUAAUCGGAUGGUAAACUCCAUCCUCAACUCAUGGAAUGGCAUGGACUUGCCUGAUGAAGAUAUCGUGGUCGCGAAAUUUCUGAAAGGUCUCUUUGAGAAGGCAUUGGAGACAGCCAGAAGUCUAGACGCCUGGCACGAUGGGCUGCGUCCUGCCGUCACGAUUACAUACCCAAUGUCCUGGUCUCCCGAAGAGCUCAGUGUGUUCCAGUCUGCUGUAGCAAUCGCAGGAAUUCCCAAUCAUGCCUGUCGUACAUGUCAUGUUCGUUAUAUCACUGAACACAGAGCAGUGGUUACCACAAUGCAGCAUCAGCACUACCGCGCUCUAGCGGAGCUGAACGGCGAUUCUAUGAUUGUCGCUGACUUUGGUGGCAUGACAGAUGAUGCCGCCGUCGUACCCUAUCCUGACUCUAUACCACUCCGAUACCCCGAACAGGAGGAAUUGGAGUUACUUGACCGCCGCAUGCUGCACAACUCUAGUUACACUGGCUCGAUGUCAGCCGAUGCGGAGUUCCGUGCCCUACUUCUUCAGAAGUGGCGCGCAAUCGCAGGCGAUCAGGAGGAGGUACCUAGCCUUGAUGAUGCAAAUGAGGCAUGGGAGAGAGAGACUAAGAAGACAUUCACGGGUCUCAACCCUGGCUAUGAACAGGCCAGUUUCUCGGUCGGUCAAACAAGAGUGCUGAUGAGAGUGGGAACCCUAAAACAGAUCUUUGACAAGUCCGCCGAAGCGAAGUCAAGCCUCAUUGAGGCCCUCUUCCAACAAGCGGCUAAUCUGCAGCACAACGUUAAGUGCAUCGUUCUGACGGGCGGAUUUUCUCUCAAUCUCCGACUAGAAGCGCAGGUCAAGAAGAAACUGCGAGAGCGGUUGCAGGGAGAUUGUCCUGUAUUCCUCGAAACCUUUGAUAGACGGUUGGCGGUGUGUACUGGCGCCGUCCUGUGGAGGCUGCCUAAUCUUCUUCGCCGACUCAUCGAUUCCCAGGAUGCGUGA
Messenger RNA from Clonostachys rhizophaga, 1263 nucleotides. The record is from the annotation of a GenBank genome assembly. NCBI's taxonomy places the organism in Eukaryota, Fungi, Ascomycota, Sordariomycetes, Hypocreales, Bionectriaceae.